This is a messenger RNA of Knipowitschia caucasica, 807 nucleotides long. The record is from the annotation of a GenBank genome assembly. Lineage: Eukaryota; Metazoa; Chordata; Actinopteri; Gobiiformes; Gobiidae.
AUGUCCAGCCUUUUCGACAACUUCAGCGGCUACAGCAUGGCCCAGCUCAACGAGGUCCUGGAAGACGACGAAAAACUCACUAAAAUGGUGCAGGAAAUGAACGAGAUGCAGGAGGUGCAGCAGAGCAAAGAGGAGACGCUGGUCAACAACAGGACUUUGGCCGAGCUCAACCUGUCUCUUCAGCCCAAACUGGAGCUUCAGAAAGAGCAGCUCACCAAACGCUACAGUCACCUGCAGGAGUGCUUCGAGUCAUUCCAGCUCCGCAAGUCCACGCUGGACCACAGCUCUGGGAACAUGUCUUUGGACACACUGCUAGCUCUGCUUCAGGCCGAGGGCGCCAAGAUCGAGGAGGACACCGAGAACAUGGCCGACUGCUUCCUGGACGGCGACAUGACGCUGGACUCGUUCGUGGACUCGUACCAGAGUCAGAGGAAGCUUGCCCAUCUGCGGCGCGUCAAGAUCGAGAAGCUGCAGGAGAUGGUUAUGAAGGGCCAGCGUCUGCCCCAGAUGCCCGUCCCCGCGCCCCGCACACAGGACCUUCCCAAGAUCCCGGAGACCAACCACUCCUCCAACGGCAACAGCUCUCCACACAGCGCCGUCCAGGCCACGAGGAAACCGCCGCCGCCGCCAUCUCAGCCAGCGCCCCUUUUGAACCAAGCCUUCUCCCCGUACCCGCCCAUCCCCCCACGGACGGGCCAGCCUUUCCCCUCCGUCCAGGGCUACCCUUUCUUGCCACAGUGCGCUCCGGCUCUGCCCCAGCGACCAGCCCCCAGACUGGCCCCGCAGCCCGGCUUCAUCAUGCAGUAG